Molecule: messenger RNA, 2572 nt
Organism: Miniopterus natalensis
Lineage: Eukaryota; Metazoa; Chordata; Mammalia; Chiroptera; Miniopteridae
Source: RefSeq, a predicted model, not a curated record
CUGCAUACUUCUUCCUGCGCUUCGGCCUCACCGUGCCACGGAUAUUGGCGGGCUUGCUUCGCUUGGAGCGCAGGGAAAUAACCAAUGCUUUGGUUAAGAAUGCAUUGUUUUGCAGUUCUCUGGAGAAUGAAGACAACCUUGAGAGAAGCAGGAAAAGAAAAUCAGAAGAGAAAGUGCACAAGCUCCCAUCACCACAUCUUCCCACCUUCCUGCAACUGCACCAAUAUACUAUUACCACUGAUGACCUCUCUGCAUCUGACAAGGCCUAUUCUCUCUGCUCUAACCUAGAUCCCAUCUGUUUGUGUCCACACAAGGACAUUACUCCAGGAAUUCUCUUUCUUCUUCCUGGUAGUCAGCAUCCAAGACAGUCCACAAGGAUUCUCAGCUCCUGGUAUCCAUGCCAUUAUGUAAUCUCUUCUUACACUGAAUCGGGGAUGAAUUGUGUGACCAAUAGAAUAUUGCAGAAGUGAUGGUGUGUGACCUCAGAUGGUACAUCAUAAAAGAUAAUAACACUUCCACCUUUUUGGAUUUCUCUUGUUGGGGAAAGCCACACCAUGUCUUGAGAAUACUCAAGUAGUUCCCUCGUGAGGCCCUUAUGAAGAGGAACUGAGGUCUCCUACCAGCAGCUACAGCCAACUCACCAGCCAUCCAGAAGCAAGAGGCCAUUUUUCUCUGAUCUUCACUGGGAGAACCUCAAGUGGCUCCUGAAGAAGCUCUUGAAAAUUGCAUCAAGUCUAAAGUGAACCAGCUCACUCUCAGGCAGAACUGGAACCAUGAGCAACAAUGGAACAGACCUAACCCUUGGUUUCAUCUCAUCCUCUCUAGCCAUCCUUUUGUUUGGCUCAAACUAUGUACCGCUUAAAAAAUAUGAUACUGGUGAUGGAAUGUUCCUCCAGUGGGUACUUUGCACUGCCAUAUGGUUGGUUGCCUUGGUGGCCAAUCUGAUAUUACAUUGCCCUAAGUUUUGGCCUUUUGCAAUGGUUGGGGGAUGCAUUUGGGCAACAGGGAAUAUUGCUGUUGUUCCAAUUAUGAAAACCAUUGGUUUAGGUCUUGGACUCUUAAUCUGGGGAUCAUUUAAUACGUUAACUGGUUGGGCAAGCUCAAGGUUCGGCUGGUUUGGGAUGGAUGCAGAAGAAGUCGCCAAACCGCUGCUAAAUUCCUUUGGAGCUGGACUCUCAGCAGUAAGUACUUUCAUAUUUUUGUUCAUCAAAAGUGAAUUACCAAAUAACACGUGUUUUCUGGACACCACCCCAUUAAUGACAGACCACGUGACCAACAAAACUCAAGAUCCCUGUCCUGGUUCCUCCUGGGUGGAUAGGCUUUCUGCAGUGCAGUCCCGCAUAGUGGGCUGCAGUCUUGCAGUGAUAUCUGGAAUACUCUAUGGAUCCACAUUUGUGCCAAUCAUUUACAUCAAGGACCACAGCAAAAGAAAUGAUAGUAUAUAUGCAGGGGCAAGCCAGUAUGAUUUGGACUAUGCUUUUGCACAUGCCAGUGGCAUUUUUCUUACAAGUACCAUCUACUUUCUGGCUUACUGUAUAGCCAUGAAAAAUAAUCCUAAACUAUAUCCUGAAGCAGUCUUGCCAGGAUUUCUGUCGGGGAUACUUUGGUCAAUGGGCACCUGCUGUUGGUUCAUCGCUAACCACUCUCUGAGUGCUGUGGUCAGUUUUCCGAUAAUCACUGCUGGUCCAGGAUUUGUAGCUGCAAUGUGGGGUGUCUUCAUGUUUAAAGAAAUACAGGGUCAACAAAACUACCUAUUAAUGAUACUUGCAUUUUGCAUCAUCUUGACUGGAGCUCUAUGCACGGCUUUUUCUAAAAUCUAACAACCACACGACCAGCAGGUGGCAGCAGUGGUCAAGAGAACGCCUCUACCGGACACUAGACAGCUUUUGCUGAGAACAGCAUUUUCAUGUAGCAAAUGGAUCCCAACUCAUCUCGGAGUCAGUAAAUGAUUUGUUUCACAAAUGUGAGAAUGAAGGAAAACUGAUUUUCAGUCAAGUAUAAAAAUGAAAAAUUCUUCUUAUGAACUAUUUAUGAAGGUAGGACUUUGGGGGGGGGGUCACUAAAAUGUCUACAUUGUUACAGCAUUAUGUCUAAGGGUGCUCCUUUUACCACAAUAUAUCCUUCGUGUUGCAUAAUCUAGAAAACAGUGUGGAGAUCGUAUACAAAGAAUUUUGUGUAUGUCCAAAUUUCCAGUAUAUUAUACUCGUUAAUGAGGAGAGGCAGACCUGGGCCCUUUGCUACAAAAAGUAAAUGUCAGAGUUGGUAGCUGAAUGUUAAAAAGGCCAUUUCAUUAUUUUUAGCCGAAAUUUAUUUUUACUUCAAAUUAAUAUUGCCCAGUUCUACAUUACCCACCCAUCUUACUUAGCUCAAAAUGCUUUUCAUUACUCCAGAUGAAAUAUAUCUUCAGAGAACAGAAAUUUCCCAUCAUUAAGUAUGUGUAUGAUACCUACACAUAAUAUACAAGCACAUAUAAAUACAUAAAUAUAUGAAUGUACUAUUCCAAAUUUGAGGGUAAUUCUAGAGUUGCUGAAGUGAGGUUCUAGCUUAUCAGAGUUUAAAGAGACCAAACACU